AUGGAAGGCCUCUCCGAAAUUGCUUCAGAAGUUGCUUCUACAGAUGAUCUUUUGGAUGUACCAUUUCUAGAACCGGAGGUCAGAGCAACAUCCAUAGCAAUUAGACUUAGAUCUCUCAAUGUUUUCCAAAGACGUUGGGAUGAAGUAUUUGGCCGUUCCGCACCAUUUGAUAGUGAAUGGGGCAUAGAUAACUAUCGAACUACUAACCCGGAUCUUUUACAAAUCAUUAGAGA
Funneliformis caledonium is the source of this 233-nucleotide messenger RNA. The record is from the annotation of a GenBank genome assembly. NCBI's taxonomy places the organism in Eukaryota, Fungi, Glomeromycota, Glomeromycetes, Glomerales, Glomeraceae.